AUGGCGAGUGUUGAGCCCAAUCUUCACCGAAAAAUCCUUCAAGAUGUUGAAGCAGAUGUCUCGCAGGAGAACAGCCUGAGGACGCAUGAAAGUGUUGAGGACGCCGAUGAAUUCGACAAGACGGCUAUCAGAAACCUAGUGUGGAAGCAAGACCUGCACAUCGUUCCGCUGUCGGCAUUCAUUUAUUUGCUGUGUUACUUGGAUAGGUCGAAUAUUGGAAAUGCCAGAAUUCUAAAUGCGGGUACACACAAUGACCUGCUUACAGAAACUCACAUGACUAACUACCAAUAUACGAUUGCCUUGAUGGUUUUCUUGAUCGCCUAUGCGGUGUUUGAGGUUCCUUCGAAUUACCUCCUCAAAAAGUUGAGACCUAGCCGAUGGAUUGCGUUUCUGAUGUUAUCGUGGGGCGCUAUCACGAUGGGCUUGGGCGGCGCUAAGAACACUGCCCAGGUUACCGGAAUUCGUUUCAUCCUCGGUGUCUUCGAAGCAGGGCUUUUCCCCGGUUUGGUGUACUACCUUACGUUCUGGUAUCGAGUCCACGAGAGAUCAAUCCGGGUAGCGCUUAUUCUCGCAUCUGCAACCCUCGCUGGGGCAUUUGGUGGUGCAAUAGCCUACGGAGUGGGUCAUUUGAAUCAGUCCCAUGGACUUUCCGCCUGGAGAUGGCUCUUCAUCAUUGAAGGCGCUCCUUCUUGCUUUUCCGCUAUUUUCAUCUUCUUCUUUCUUCCCGACUAUCCGGAGACCUCACACUGGCUUAGUGCCGAAGAGAAGGACCUAGCGAAAAGGCGACUACGUGUUGAAGGUUCGCAAGGGACUGCUAAGGCAAUGACAUGGGGAGAUGCCAAAACCGUGCUCACUGAGUGGCGUCUCUAUGCACACUAUGCUGUCUACUUUGGCAUUUCGACACCGUUCUCGAGUUUAUCGUUGUUCACACCGUCCAUCACCGCAGGUUUGGGUUAUGAAGGCCUCAAAGCACAGCUCAUGACUGUCCCGCCGUAUGCGGUGGCAUAUGUUGUUACAAUAGCCGUGGCGGGGUCCGCUGACUACUUUAACGCGCGUGGUAUUCACUCAGCGAUCUUUUCUUUCAUCGGAGCCAUGGGGUUUCUCGCAUCGGCUGUUCUACCGCCCGACGCUUAUCAGCAUCGUUAUGGCUGUCUCAUUGUCGCUGCGAGUGGAUCCUUUUCGUGCAUUCCCCCGUUGCUCGGUUGGUUGUCUUCCAACCUAAACACCACUGCUGCUGCCGGCCUUGCAAUCGCACUCAACAUCUCCUUUGGCGCGCCUGGCCAAAUUGCUGGGGUAUGGAUAUACAAGUCAAAUGAAGCGAAAAGGGGAUAUCCGACUGGACAUUGGACAAAUGCCGGGCUGUUGCUUUUCGUGGCUGCGGGUUGCGUUUUACUCCAGAUUUACUACGUGUAUAUGAACAGACGUCUCCGGAGCCAGCCCGGAACGAAAUUGUAUGCCUAUUGA
Talaromyces marneffei is the source of this 1464-nucleotide messenger RNA. RefSeq lists its product as uncharacterized. The coding region runs from base 1 to 1464 and encodes 487 amino acids. Lineage: Eukaryota; Fungi; Ascomycota; Eurotiomycetes; Eurotiales; Trichocomaceae. Gene Ontology annotation, molecular function: transmembrane transporter activity. The transcript is spliced from 8 exons. Gene Ontology annotation, biological process: transmembrane transport. Gene Ontology annotation, cellular component: membrane. The record is from RefSeq and is a predicted model, not a curated record.